Molecule: messenger RNA, 417 nt
Organism: Echinostoma caproni
Lineage: Eukaryota; Metazoa; Platyhelminthes; Trematoda; Plagiorchiida; Echinostomatidae
Source: the annotation of a GenBank genome assembly
AUGAUGAAUCCAUUGUUUCACUUGUAUACCAACCAACUAAUCACAUAUUUUUUAAAAUCAAAUUCUGUCCUCCCUCUCUCUCACCGACUCUCCACUGCCGCAGAAACUGCGCAAUGGACCACUGACGAAAUCUUGCAAUUCCAGCAUGGUCUGACCAUGUACGGUCGCGAUUUUCACUUGGUUGCUCGGACUUUACAAGCCAACGGGAUGAAUAAGUCUGUCAAGGCCUGUGUCGAAUUCUACUACGUGUGGAAACGAAUGAAUACACCUACGGAUGUCAAAUGGUCAGUUUUAUGUUGCCGUUUUUGUCCCACUGCGGUUUGUUGUUCUCCGUUAGUGUGCAAGCCUUUGAGGGAAGAAACUUUAACUAGCACACGUUCUUUUUACCUCCGUUCUAUUGAAUAUACAAAAAUAUGA